Molecule: messenger RNA, 1515 nt
Organism: Camelina sativa (false flax)
Lineage: Eukaryota; Viridiplantae; Streptophyta; Magnoliopsida; Brassicales; Brassicaceae
Product: NADPH-dependent aldehyde reductase-like protein, chloroplastic
Molecular function (GO): oxidoreductase activity
Source: RefSeq, a predicted model, not a curated record
UGGCUAAUUUUGGGUUUUACUUUACUGUCUUUCUCUACAAACUUGUCUCUGAUUGUCAGGCUAGACAAAUAUGACAUCUCCUAACUUACAGAAAGCUUUGAAUUUGUGCCUAAAACACGCGCAGAUAAUACCGGCCUCAAUGCAAUGGAGAUCACAGCUUCUCUGUACACUGGACAUGGAUCCGGAAACCCAAAAUUCGGCGUCGAUUUAGAGGAAGGUGUUUGUAAAGACGUCUCAGAUACAAAAGUAUGGGAUCUUUAUUCCACCAAAUUAUAAUGGCCAAACUAGCUGGUGGGCCAAGGGGAGAAGCGGUUGCAGCUGCUGGUGCAGGCAUGGACGAAGACUAAGCUCUUAUAACAAACAGCUCUUACCCAAACUCACUCUCUUCUUCUAUAACUUAUUUUUUCUUAAUCUUUCAUAGAAAAAUUUGGUAGCAACAAACACACCCUACUUGUCUUUCCUCUGCCUGUGGAGUGGUUCCUUGCAAGUUGCAACAUUAAAAUUGAAAUUGAAAAGUUGUGAUGACAACAACAUUGACAAGUUUAAAGUUGUUUUUUAGACAAAACCUGAAACGACACCGUGCAAUGUUCCACAGUCAAACAGAGUACACUCACACACAGUCAACGAAAGAGCUGAGUCAAAUUUUGUGUUUGACCAAUUUGGUUCCUCAUCAUGGCUGCAGCUUCGUCAGUUCCCUCUCUCGCCGACCGAGUCGCGAUAGUCACCGGUUCAUCUCGUGGUAUUGGCCGAGCCGUAGCCAUACACCUCGCUGAACUCGGCGCCAAGAUAGUCAUCAACUACACCACCAGAUCCACUGAGGCCGAUCAGGUCGCCGCCGAAAUCAACUCAUCCGCCGGCGCCAGUUCGGAACCAAUAGCCGUCGUGUUCCGCACCGAUAUAUCAGAGCCGAGCCAGGUCGAGUCUCUCUUCGACGCAGCGGAGAAAGCCUUUAACUCGCCGGUUCAAAUCCUAGUUAACUCAGCUGGAAUCCUCGAUCCAAAUUACCCUACCAUCGCCAACACUCCAGUUGAAGUUUUCGAUCGCAUCUUCAAGGUGAACACUAGAGGAUCAUUCUUGUGCUGUAAAGAAGCUGCAAAAAGGCUAAAACGUGGAGGUGGUGGGAGGAUUAUACUGGUAACGUCUUCAUUAACCGAGGCUCUGAUCCCAGGGCAAGGAGCUUACACAGCAUCAAAAGCAGCUGUGGAGACAAUGGUGAAGAUUCUUGCUACGGAACUUAAAGGUUCAGGAAUCACUGCAAACUGUGUUUCUCCAGGGCCUGUUGCGACUGAGAUGUUCUUUGAUGGGAAGAGCGAGGAGACGGUGAGGUACAUCAUUGAUAAUAGUCCUUUUGGUAGGCUUGGUGAGACUAAAGACAUUGCUUCUGUUGUUGGUUUCUUAGCUAGUGAUGGUGGUGAGUGGAUCAAUGGACAAGUUAUUGUUGCUAAUGGUGCUUUCCUCAAAUGAAACAAUGUUUAUGAUUCUGAAACUAAAAGUAUCGAAACUGUGUUCUGUUUC